Cylicocyclus nassatus is the source of this 594-nucleotide messenger RNA. Lineage: Eukaryota; Metazoa; Nematoda; Chromadorea; Rhabditida; Strongylidae. The record is from the annotation of a GenBank genome assembly.
AUGGCGCUAAAGGAACGCGCAGAAUCCGGCAGUCAUGUUCUUGAAGCUGUGAGAGACAAAAUGGAAAACCAAGAAAAGAAAAGAUAUCCAGAGGAUAUUCGAGUAGAUGAUUCUAUCUACACACCGAAGUACAGCUUGAUAAAGCUCUAUGGACCCGAUAAGCAUCUCGUUUUGUAUACGCAGGAUAGGGCAUAUUCAAGACUUGUUGUGAACGGAAAGAUCUUUUCAUCGGGGAUCUAUCAAGAAAGACAUAAAAGGAGUCGCCAGGAUUUGUUGUAUUUUGAAGACGACGAUGGCGCUAGCGGAUUUGGAUCUGUAGUGAUCUUCUUGCAUAAUGCCCAUAAUAAUGAAAUCCGAGUAGUUCUGAAAGAGUAUAGAACACAAGAUUGCUUCUCAAAUCUUGAAGAUUUGAUCGUAGAUUCUUCAAAUCAGACCAGCCAAAGAGUGCGUGAUUUGUUAAGCGCCAUUCGACGAAACAAUCGCUAUUUCCGCGAAAUUAGAGGAUAUGAUAGGAAAAUUAGAUGUGCUUCCCAAAUCAAAGGGACAUGUCUCCUAAUUAAAUAUGAAAACAGGGCCUUUGUUCUAAGAAAUUGA